Molecule: messenger RNA, 652 nt
Organism: Lathyrus oleraceus (garden pea)
Lineage: Eukaryota; Viridiplantae; Streptophyta; Magnoliopsida; Fabales; Fabaceae
Product: heavy metal-associated isoprenylated plant protein 39
Exons: 3
Coding region: 161-571 (136 amino acids)
Molecular function (GO): metal ion binding
Source: RefSeq, a predicted model, not a curated record
UUCUAGCAUUUAAUUUCUUAAAACUUUGUAUAUAAUAAAACCUUAUGCAAGCUUUUAGUUUAACCGUUCAUAAAGAACAAUAUUCUUCAAAACUUCCUUAUACACCCUUCUCUUGAUAGCUUCCUUAGCAACUCUACUACACUAGCUUCAACAAAUCAAUAUGAUGAAAUUAGUGCUAAAGGUAGAACUCUAUGAUGAUAGAAUCAAGAAAAAAGCCAUGAAAACAGUAUCUGGUCUUUCAGAAUUUUCAGGGGUUGAGUCUGUUUCAGUGGACAUGAAGGAUCAAAAACUGAUAUUAAUCGGUGACAUAGAUACUGUUAAUGUAGUUGAAAAGUUAAGGAAAUUAUGCCAUGCUGAAAUAGUUUCAGUUGGACCAGCCAGAGAAGAGAAGAAGGAAGAAGAAAAAAAAGAAGAGGUAAAGGAAGAAGCAAAGAAAAAGGAUCCAAAAGAAGAAUUGGCUGAACUUAUGAAAGCAUAUGAAUCAUAUUAUAAUCAAAUGAGACAGCCAACACAUCCUUAUUACUAUUAUAGAACUAUUGAAGAAUCUCCUAGUGGUUGUGUUAUUUGUUGAAUAAUAUUAAACUUUAUGGAAUUUAGUAUAUAAAUGAGAAUAAGAAAAAAAAGUUUGAGGUUGGAGGAGAGUUAUGGUUCA